This is a messenger RNA of Harpia harpyja (harpy eagle), 3948 nucleotides long. RefSeq names its product telomere repeat binding bouquet formation protein 2 (gene TERB2). Lineage: Eukaryota; Metazoa; Chordata; Aves; Accipitriformes; Accipitridae. The record is from RefSeq and is a predicted model, not a curated record. The transcript has 7 exons. Bases 2416 to 3180 code for a protein of 254 amino acids. Gene Ontology annotation, cellular component: nuclear inner membrane. Gene Ontology annotation, biological process: meiotic attachment of telomere to nuclear envelope; homologous chromosome pairing at meiosis.
AAAAGAAUUAAAGGUUUAUCUGGUUUAUGUGGGAUCUGCCUGGCUGCAGGCUCCUGUGUGGCUCUGAAGGGAAAGUUUAAAAAAGGGACAAAGUAACCUCAGGGACACUGGAUCUGAUCUUAAAGCUGGGUGAGAGCAAAAGGAGUGAUGUGCAGGAUGUGGUGCCCACUUCAAGGGGGGAGGACUCCAGCUGAUUCUUCUGGGGGGUGGGCGAUGUAAAGCUGGGCUGAGGGGAAGCAGAUGUGGGUGUCAGCGACUUUCAUUUCUGGUUUUCUCUUCUGCAAGUGGCUGACCCCAAUGGAGAAGCCCUGUUGGGGGCUGGUCUUCUGCCAUACCUGGGGGGUUUGAUGGCACUAACCAAAACCGGAGCUACUACAGAAACUUACUGGCUUGCUUUUACUUUAUGAAGAAAUCUCUGUGAUUGAUUGCUUGAUGAGUGUUGGAUCAAGGAGGAUUUAAUCAGUGCGGAUCUCAUGUAUGUGAACCAGGGUUCCUGGCAACCCAGUGGGUGUGAUCUAUCGCACAUCUCUUCUUGGGUUUGUUAAGAUUUGCUGUGACUGGUGUUGCAGAACACGUGCUUGAGAUUUUGAGGGAUCUUGGCUUGUUUCAUAGCUUUUUCCAUUAUAACCAUGCUUUCUGUUAAGGAUUAGGAAAAUCCAAACUGUUGCAGUUCCAACACCUGGGUCGGAGGUUGCUGUGGUGAAGGGACUGGUUAUGGGGAUGCCUUUGUGCUCAUCAGAGGAGUGUUCAAACCAGGAGAGGUGGGGAUGUCAUGGCUGGGUGGUCACGCAAAACACUCAUUGUCCAGCAUGGGACAGCAAGACUCACUAGAGCCACCACACAGCUCAGCUUGCAACACCAGCCAUGCUCUGGAGACCAGCCAGGGACUGCACCAGCCCCAGCAGUGGUCCUUCUGUGGUAGAAGGUGGUCUGGGAGGAAGGAAAAGGUUUGGGUUUCUUCUCCAGAGACCCCAGCGGAGCAGCAGAGCCUGAGGUGGCUUGAGCUGUAGGCCAUGUCCUGGCCUCCUCCUCCAGAUCACCAAGAGCCACCAGAGUGCUUACCGCCACCUCAGCUUCACCGUUACUGUCCUCAAGAGCAUCAGAGAGUAACGGCUGGCUGCAUCACACCAACAGGAAAACUUCAUCCUAAUUGGGACACGAGUGGAGUUGACUGCAGAAGCUGAAGACGCGGUGACACAGGCAACGCUGAGAUGACCCUGUCUCCAAAGGAAACUUACAUCAACAUCUUCAUGCACCAUGGAAGUCUUUGCCCUGGUUGCAACUGUGGGGAUUUUUGUGGUCUUACUUGGGAAAUAUUUUGAUGGCUUACUCGAAAAUCCCCCCUCUGGUGGAGAACAAUGCAUGCCAAUCCCAGAGGCUGGCUAAUUUUGAUUAACAUCUGAACUUCAGGACCGUAUCUAGAAAAACCUUCUCUUUUAUCAGGCAUCCUUGGGGUCCAGCUUGGGGGGGGGGACCAAAGGUACCUGGGGUGUAGCUGGGCUGCUGCUGGCUUUUCAGCCAAAGUUGCCAGGGGAUAGAGUUGUUGAGGGAUAUCUUGGCAAGUUUUAAGCGUGAAACAACCCUCAUUUGUGCUUUAUGAAAUACAAGCAAUUUUGCUGCAAGCGAACUAUUUCCUGAGUCAAGCAAAUAGGAGUGUUUUUUAGGAGAGCAGCUCUCUAGAACUUUUUUGAAGAUCAAUUUCUUAAACGUUUUAUCUCUUUGGAGUUUUUAAAGCUUGUUUUGGGUUUCUGUGGCAAGGUUUUGGUAGCAGGGGAGGGGGCUACAGGGGUGGCUCCUGUGAGAACCUGCUAGAAGCUCCCCUGGCGCCAAGUUGGACCCGCCUUUGGCCAAGGCCAAGCCCAUCAGCGACAUUGGUAGCGCCUCUGGGAGAACAGAUUUAAGAACAGAAACCUGCAGCGGGGGAGGAGAUUGGAAUGUGAGAGAAACUCCUCUGCAGAUACCGAGGUCAGUGAAGAAGGAGGGGGAAGAGGUGUGCCGGAGUAGGGGAUGCCCCUGCAGCCCGUGGCGAGACGGCAGGCUGUCCCCCCUCAGCCCAUGGAGGUGAGUGGGGGAGCAGAUGCCCACCUGCAGCCCGUGGAGUACGCCACACUGGAUUAGGUGGAUGCCCCCGAAGAUGGCCAUGACUCCAUGGGAAAGCCCACGCUGGAGCAGACUGUGACUGAAGGACUGCAGCCCGCGGAAAUGACCCACACUGGAGCAGUUCGUGAAGAACUGCAGCCCGUGGGAAGGACCCAUGUUGGAGAAGUUUGUGGAGGACCGUCUCCUGUGGGAGGGACCCCACACUGGAGCAGGGCAAGAGUGAGGAGUCCUCCCCCUGAGGAGGAAGGAGCAGCAGAGACAACGGGGAGGAGCGAGUGAGCAGCUUUGUGGUGUUUUGUUGCCUGGGCUUAAACCAUGACAAGCUUCACCAGUCCCUGUGUGGUAGGGAGAAAAGCUGAAGCACUGGGUGCAAGAGGAGGGGCAAAUAAUUCAAGAUACACAUCUGAAUACAGACAUCCUCUGAGAAAAGCGAAACCAAGGAAAAGAGUCCCAACACAUCCAGUCCCAGCUCUGCUGCCAGAGCUCCAGCUCUGUGGGAAUGCAUUUGCCAUCUGCUCCCUCUUCAUCCAGCAAAUCACAGCGAGAAUACAUGAGAGCCUCGAUUACUUGGAGAGCAGAGCUACAGUCUUUCACUCCCGUUACCUCUCUGCGUGGGCGAGCACUGACGUGGGAGCGAAGCUGUCUGUGGUUCUGGGCCACUUUGUCCUGCCACCUGCUUGCCUGCAAGAAGAAAUCAGAAGGAAAAUUGGUAGUUUUAUUUGGGAGCAGGCAGAUGAUUCACUUGCAGAACAGCCCAAUGAAAAACUGACAGAUGAACCGGAGGCAGUGAGAAAAGGCUGUGAGGAAGAAGCAGAGGAGGAUGUGCUAGACCUGGCCGAAAGUGAAGAAGAAACAGGCUCCAGAGCACCUGCCCAGGGGGAAUUUCCAUACCGUGCCCUUCAGGAAUACCCAGCGAAUAACAUGGUGACAGCCUACCCCUCUGCUCGCGACAUGAAGAAAUACGUCGGAGAGCUCUGUGAUUUCAUUCCUGGCACCUCGGGCUACGCGGUGUAUUGGAUUCAGAAUGAAAUUAACAUUUACUCUGAUGUGAAGACUAAAAUGAAGAGAAAAUUUAAGUAAGAGGUGGCUGUUUGCAUCAAAAACUUAAGUAAGAGCUGCCAGAGAGCGAUCAGUCGUGUUUGGAAGUUCAGUCCCGUAGCUGAGAUGCUGGAAUGCCUCCUUGCUUGCUCUCUUCUGCAGACUGAUGGUUAUUUCACCUGUCAGUCUGUGUUCUCCCCAUGUUUUACUUAAAUAGCAAAGAGAUUGGUGGUAUCGAGCUGCAAAUUCUGAGUUAAAUCUCCACAGGGCAUUUAUAAAUUAUCCCUGCUUGGCUUAUCCUGACUGCAGCUCAGCGCAUUCAAUGUAUAUUUAAAUACCUGGCUACAUUUAUUGUAAACAUUUCCUUCUUUAAGUAACUAUUUAAAACAAAUUUCACAGCAAAUUAUAGACAUUUCUCCCCAAAACACAAAUCCUUUGUCUUUUUAUUUGUACCGGGGGUUUUAAGGUGUGGCUGCAAGCAGUUCUCCUCGGAGGGACACACCGACGUCUCCUUGCAGGGAGAAGUCACCCCAUGCCCCAGCUACAUCCACCUGUGGAACAUGUUCACCGGUGGGACCCAGCACUGUCACAGGGCUGGCAGGACAGGCAGGGACUGGCCUGGGAUCCCAGACACACGGGAUGCUCCGCGGGUUUGCAGAGCUUUUGAGCGCAGGGCCCCAGAUUUCCCCUCAGCAAAACCCGUGUCAUGCUGGAGCGGGUCACGCAAGACAGGGAGGGAAAACCCAGGGACCCUCACCCGGCCAGGGGGCCCGGGCACCCUGCCUGCAAGUCAUGGCCCCAGAUGAUGCC